AAGGAAGAGACAAAGUGGUCCAAAUGUUACUAUACAUAUCUUAUGGGAGUGUCCUUGGGAGCAAUGGGUGAUAUAAAGGGAGCUCAUGACAUACUCAAAGAAGUACCGGGUCUGCUCAAAAAGAAAAACAAUCAAAUCGAAGCCUAUGUUUCAAGGAGGGCUGAGAAGUUCAAGAAGGCAGCCCCAAGUCAGGAGUACUGUCGUCUGCUAUGUAUGGAGCUGAUAUUUCUCUGGCAUGCUCUACCCACCUGCACUCCAGAUGAACUUCAACCUUAUCUCACAGUUUGUGACAUGCAAACAGAUUCAAAGGUCUAUCAUGUCAAAUGUUUGAUAGAAGGAGCUGUGUAUAAAGAGCUUGGAGAACUAGAAAUGGCAAUACAGUGUUUAGAGGAGGCCAUAGCUCGACAACAAGGAAUGAAGGAAGACCAACAUGUCCCGGCUUUUGCCAGCUUUGAGCUUGCUUCUAUUUACAUGAGAAAGCCUGAGACUGCUGGAAAAGCAAAACAACUGUUACAACAGAUAAAGGAUAAUUACAAAGACUAUGAUUUUGAGAAUAGAUUAACAGUGAGAGUGAAUAAUGCCUUGAAAGCAUUGAAAAUCAGUGCCAAAGUGGGAUGAGUAACAGACCUCCAUCUUCCCUCACUCCAUCUCCACUUCAAGAGCAAAUCAGGAUCAGGAAAUCCAGCUGGGUGUACAGGAAAUCCCAAUGGAUGUUCAGGAAAUCCAGAUAAAUGAUUUAAAAAAUGAGCAUCCGAUCUGGUGGCUUUUAGUUUAAAUAAAUAUCAUUCUCUAAUCACUAAUGACUCACCACUUCAUGAUCUUUUCAGUAUUUCAGUCAAUAUAGAAAUUUCUGUUGUGUUCUCGUAUCAGGGUUGUUUCAUAAUAGACUACUGUUACUCAUUGACAACAGUUUGAAAAUCAUGAAGGCAACAAAUAUGUUUACUUCAGUUGGAUAUUUUGUUCAUGUUUCCAUUUCCUUAGACCAAAUGUAGACCAAUUAUCAUUAAAAAGUUAUUAGUAUUAUGUGUCAACACUGUGCCAAAGUUUGAUGCCCCAUUAAACUUAUAAAAAUCAGUUUAAAUCUGAUGACAAAUACAUUGUUGUUGUUCUAUGUCAUUGCAUGUAUUUAUUUAAUUUGACAUUUACAAUAUCAUUGGUUCAUAAAGUAAGUACACGUCAGCUAAUGCAGCAAGUCCUGUCAAGGCUCUAAAGAAAGCAUGGAAAAAGAUGGUCUCUUUAGGAACAAGACAUGAUUGUCAAUUAUUGUCUAACUUAAGACCAUACACAUGGAGCUAUGCCAUUAAAUUCAGAAUAGCGUAAGUUUAAUUUUGAACUGAUCUUUGAUGAGUAUAUUGGUAAAUUGAAAGAUUCUCCGUAAGCCAUCAAUUUUUUGAUAAUGAAGAUAAUCAUCAUGAUACUUGAUAUUUUGAAAUACAUCUAUACCUUAAUUAAGGGGAGUUGAUUAAGAACUAAACUUUUUUACUUUGAAAUCAGUGAUUAAUUUUGUCAUAAUAGGAUUAUUUUACUCGUCACUGAUUAGAAAUGUGAAACUAUUGGAUAUUGAAUAUGUUUGUAAAGUAUGAAAAAAAUAGGCCUAGGGACAUGGUCUGUCUGGUUUCCUGGUAUAAUACAGAUAACCAUGCAGGUAUUAUUCACAAUUUUCAUUGACAUGGAAUCAUUUCCCCCUUUUGUACCUCUCCAGUCUCUAAAGCAGUGCUGCGGUAGAUAUCAUCUUGUCUUUUCAUGGAAUGUAUGUAAGCAGCAUUUGGAAUAUAAAUUAUUUUCAAUAUUAUAUUUUCAUAAAGUUAUGACAAUCCAAGAAAUUAAAUUAUGUGAAAACCUUAAUACACGUAGCUUGCAUUUUUUCAUUGUUGUUUGAAUAUUUGCGCUUUAUUGAGUCACUUCGCGUUUUAGGUGAAAAUUCUAAUUUGUUUGAUAUUUUCAAAGAAAAUCAAAAAAUGAUAAUUGUAAUGACAAUUGUAAAAUGCCAUUAGUUAUAUUUUGUAUUUUUUAGAAACAAAUGAGGAAAACUUGUUGAUUUGGACUUAAUGUGUAAUACUCAUUAUGUCAUUUGAUGCUGUAACAAUUUCUAAGUCAUACAGAGUGGCAUUUGUAACUCGAAUGUGUACAUCUAGUUAGUUUUCACUUUGAGCCUUUCAUUAAGAAUUUUUGCAUUUUUAUUGACAUUUUGAUUUUCCUUAUGAAAAAUUGAAUUUGGAUGUCUUUACUUUGAAUUGUUUGCUACUGUGAGUUUUUGACAUGCUUUUCAAUUAAUUCCCUGUUCUAAUAAACACAUCUUGUUUAUAUUUUUCCAAUAAUGUCAGUUGUAAUACAUGAAUUUCUAUUCUUGUAGUUUAAAUUUCUUUGCUUAUGAAACUGCACAUAUUUUAUCAUUCAUUAAACUAGUUUCUUUUUUGACAGGAUAAUUUAAUCACUCAGAUGUGAAAAUAAAGAGAACAGAUUUAGGCUGUAUGUUGUUUUUAGAUAGAAAACCCCAUUUCACUUAAUCAUACAGAAUGUCAUCUUACAUAAAUGUUAAGAAAAAUGCAUCAGUAAAUUCACAAUGCAUUGAAUUAUACACUGGAUUGGACACCUAGAUAAAAUGUGUUGUGAAACACUGAUGCUUCUCAAAUGCAAGUCAAGGUCAAAGGUCAAAAGUGUUGGAAUCUAAAGGAAGGAUUUGUUGGAAGGAGGAUACGUGUGAAAUAUGAGAGCCCUGGUAAUAACUGUUCAAAAGUCAUGGUCAUUUUUUUAAAAGUGGGUCAAACUUUAAGUUCAAGUCAAAAAGACGAAAACAUUUAUACCCA
Messenger RNA from Saccostrea cuccullata (small rock oyster), 2807 nucleotides. RefSeq names its product tetratricopeptide repeat protein 39C-like. Bases 43 to 618 code for a protein of 191 amino acids. Gene Ontology annotation, biological process: cilium assembly. The transcript is spliced from 7 exons. Lineage: Eukaryota; Metazoa; Mollusca; Bivalvia; Ostreida; Ostreidae. The record is from RefSeq and is a predicted model, not a curated record. Gene Ontology annotation, molecular function: protein binding.